UGUCGUUUUGGCGCGAAGGAUUCCAUUCCAUCUCAGAUUAUCAACUCUCGAGCCAGUGUUCUUCCCAUGGCGAGCCUAGGGUUUCGUCCUCCCCAGUUCUCCGAGGAUGUGGCUUGGCUUCCUGCUUGGCUUCAGCAACAUCAAGCAGAAUCAUUUCAUGAGCAUAUUAGUGGACCUCAAGCCCCUUCUGAGCAAGCAUUCCAGGAUUUUGCAGGUAUUCAAGGAAACAUCAGUAAAAAUGCAAGUAUGUUGUCCAGCGAGGAAGGUAGAUAUAACAGCUGCCAUUUAUUUUUAUCUGGAGAUGAUAGUUCACCACUUAGCUUUGCUUCAUUUCCGAGAAAUGUGCUGCAUUUUCAUCUACAUCUUUCAUCGGAUGAUAGUUCACAGAACAUUUCAAGUCCUUUGUCUGAACAAAUUCAAGUAGACAGGCCUGAAUCAAAUAAAUUUUGUCCUAUGCAGCAUGUUGAAGCUUCAGCUGGUGAAGGAAAGAAGGUCAAUGAAUCCAAAAAGAACUAUGCUAAAGGUGUAGCGAAUUUGUUACCCUCAGAUUCUAACCCGAAAGCACUAGAAUAUGGUAGCCCUCAACAUCUCACACAUAACAAAGAUAGUGGGAGGCAGUGUGACGAAAAGUUUGAUGACAAGCAUCUACAAAUAGAUGAUAUUAGUGCUGCAAUUGAACUCUCUAUUGCGGCAUCUGAAGCACUGGCUGUCCAUGAGUUAGUAAAGAGAGAACCCCAUUCAGAUGCUUUUCCGGCUGCCGCUGUACUUGAGGUUGCCCUUCGAGUCAAGCAAGCAAGAUCGGAGGGGCCGGAGAGUGCUUCACUUUGCCUAGCUGAAGAAGUUGAUGAGUUUGAUUCUCUUUCAGAUUUGGAUGAAUAUGCCAUGGCAGAUGCAUUUGAAGAUGUAGGGUUAUCUCUCAUUGGUCUUGAUGAUCUGUAUUUUUCUAGCUCUGUUAUAUCCCAGGUCGAAGAUGCUCCCAUCUCAGGAAAUCCUUCUGGAUGUGAUGAUAAAGUUAAAAACAUAGGGCUUGGGCUUCAUGGAACUGAUCCUUAUGGUACUAUUAUGAAGGAAAAAGCGAAAGAUGCUUUGGACAUGGAUUUACCAUCAAAAAAUGAUUUGCCAUUGGAAUCUCAUGGUGGUAAGGGGCGAGAGAAUCUCUGUGAUUAUCAAUCUUUGCAGUUAGGCACGUCAUUCCAUAUUAAUGGUGCACAACAAGAGUUGAUCCAGGAAGGCUCAGAUGUAGCUGUGACUGUGAGGCAGGGAGAUGCCUUAGUUGUGGGUGAUGUAACAUCAUUUCAAACUCAUCAAAAUUUAAACUCUCAUCCUCAGGCUAGGGAUUCUGAAAAUUCAGGACAAGAAGACAAAAUGAAUAAUUUAGUCCCCAGCAGAUUUAGAAGCCGCUGGCUUGGUGGUUGGUCACGAAAGGAAGUAGAUGGUACUGCAACUAUACAGCAGAGUAACACCAAAAGCAUCGCGCAGAUUUUUGUUGCGGAAACUAGUUUUCUCUCUGAAACCGCAGAUAUUGCCCCAGAUGUCAAUUCUUUUGUACGUGAUCAGGAAAUAGGGUUAAGGAUAGCUUCACAGUCUAGUGUACCCUUUGGCAGUUUAUAUAAUAAGGCCAGUGAGGGAGACUUGCUUUCUCAAGAUGUUAUGAGGUCACCUAGUUUAUCCUUGUCCGAUCCUCUUUGUUCCAUUGUUCCAUGCAGCAUUAAUUCAGAAAAUGUUGGUGUAACUCAAGCCCCGAAUCAGAGUGAUAGAGAGAUUGAUGUUGAAAAGCACUUAUGCAUGACAUCAGAAUUUAGGAAAGAGAAUCUGAAUGUUGAAUUUGUUGAUGGGAAUGGGCAAGCUGUGCCUGCGACCAAUGUUGAAAGUUCUGGGGCCACAGUUUUCAGGCAGAUCACCUCACUUAAAGCUUAUAGCAUGCUACUGCCUUUCCAUGGUGCAGUUUUGGAAAAAGGAAGCAGUCAUUAUAAUCAGUCACUUUCAUCAGAAUGCAAUCUAGGAUUGCUUUCUUCUGAAAAAAAUAAGGGCUGCAGUGUAUCAUUAAGUAAAAGGUUUUCCACAGAUUUCUUAUCUUCCAAAUCCAUAUCUAACGGCACUGCUGCUACAGAUUAUGUGCCAAACCAUGAAACUCAUUUUAUUGGCAGUGCAUUCACCAAGUUUGAAAAUCAGAAAACAAAAUAUGAUGAAAAUGCAGAAGAUGGGGCUGGAUUUCAUAUUAGUGAUGUGAAUGCAAAGGAUGGGACUGAGUUGCAGGUUCAUCCACAUGAGGAGAGGAACUUGCCUAUUAUUUUAAAUCAUAGAGUUUGUCGGCGUGUACGUGCUUCAAAAAUUUCUAUAGGUAAUUUCUCUGUAGAAAAAGAUGCUGUGCGGGCUGCCACUUCUGGAACUGAAGUAAAUCAACAGAACAAAAGUCUUCAAACACGACAAGGCAAAUGUUGUGAUCCCCAUGAUAUUCAGGUUCCAAUGAGAAAGCGAGUUCGUUUUUCAGAAGUUGAAGCUCAAAAUCAGCAGCAUAAGAACCUCCGAAAACAACAAUCUGCACACAAAAUUUGCUCAAGCAACAAAGCUGGGAAGAGGUUGAAACAUUCCAACAAACUAUCAGACUCCAGAACUCUGGGAGUAAAAAUGCGCCUGAGGAAUUAUUGUGUUAAAGAUGGAAAGAGAUUGCUAUUUCAGGGGAUUGAAUUCUUGCUUACAGGGUUUUCUACUAAGAAGGAAAAGGAAAUUGAGGAAUUGAUUAGGAAGUAUGGUGGGACAGUUCUCUCUGAUAUCCCUUCUCCUCCAAAUCCAAGGGGAAAGAGAAAAUCAAGAUCUAGUUGGCAGCGACAUCCCAUUGUUUUAUGCAUAAAAAAGCUAGAAACUAUGAAGUUCUUGUAUGGGUGCGCUGUGGAUGCAUUCAUUCUUAAGCCUAAUUGGCUAACUGAAUCAAUUGCAACUGGUUCUAUCUUACCACCUGAGAAAUUCAUGAUUUUAUCAAAUAAAGCUGAUGGAAAAUAUGCCAGAAUUGGGAAGCCUUUCCGUCAGAUCAACCAUAAAUAUAUUUUUGAGAGAGUAGGAAUCAUGCUUCAUGGGAAGCACAGUUUUUGCAUCAAAUUAGCAGAAGUUUUCAAGCAUGGAGGUGGUACAGUGUUCAAAACACUCAAGUGGCUUGUCAGCAGUCUUGAUGCAGAUAAGAUUUCAGUGGGUGCUAUUGUUGCAGAGGACGAGAGUAGGGCAUCCCGCCACCUGAGACACUGUGCUUUGGAAAGGAAAAUACCAAUGAUGCCAGUCAGCUGGAUCAUAAGCAGCUUACAUUUAGGAGAGCUACUUCCUUUCCCGGAGAAAAAUCUUUCCCAUCUGUCAACUGCAGUGAAGCCUGGGAAGGUUCCGGCAUUUCCUGUUCCCACGGAAUUCAGUGAAGAAAUAUGAAUUUUGCUUUGUUUAUAGCCACUUGCAAGGGUAAUGGAAUCAUGAUGGAAUACGUUAAGACAAAUUUCAGUGUUCCUUUCUCCAGGUAUGUUUGCUUGACUAGCAAAAGAGAAGCGUAUAAUGCUUUAUAGUCAAUUCACUGACACUUUAAUUGGAAGCUUGUUUGGUUAUGUUUCUAUCUUGAAGUAGAAAUCACAUCCAAGCAUUGGAUUGGAUGUUGAAGUUAAAAUACAGCGGAUGUUUGUAUAUCAUGAGACCAAAACCUCGUCAACUUUCAAAAAAAUUGUUGUAUCUAAGAUUACAGCUUGAUGCUAAGACCAAAAGCCCAUCAACUUCUGCAAAUGGAAAGAUUCCUAAACAUCCUUUUUGUGUUGGGGGGGGGGGGGGGGGGCGUGGGUGACGCUCAUGCAAUAACCUUAGUGGGCAGCUCAAUACUAAAACUAUUUUUGGAGUUAAUUUAAAAAAUGGUCACUGAGAGAGAGAGAGAUUUGGACGUUGAUGCACGCACACACACACACGCCAAUUCAAGAGGGCAAUGCCCCCUCAAUAUUCUUGUGCACAACUACAGAGUGAAUUGAUUGGGUUUGAGUCCAUGGCAGAGCAUCUGGGGAACACUCUUCUUCAUCAAUAAUCUUGUGCAUAAGUACAGAGAGAGAGUGAAUUGAUUGGGUUUGAGUCCAUGGCAGAGCAUCGUCUGGCCUACCAUUCUGUGAAUAAUAAAUGAUGAAAGCAGUCCAGGUGACCAUGCCUUUUGAAGGAAUAUGAUGAAGCAGAUCGUGAGUGUCAUCUAAACAGCCACACUUAGCAUACAUAUUGAGAACACUGUUCUGCAUAAUUAUGUAGUCACUGAAGAAGGCAGAAUUGAGCAGGUGGGCGUGAAUAAUUUGUCCUUCUUUCAGUUUACCCAACAGGGUGCACUUCUUCAGCAAUUUAUUUUAUAAGGUUUGAUCAGGUUGAGCAGAGUCUCAGACAACCAGAUUGAGAACAUAAAACCCAGUUCAGCUGUCUUGCUUUUGUAUGAUGCAACAUGGGUCCCAUUCUAUUGCUUCUUCUUCUUUUUCUUCUUCCUCUUCAUAGUCUGCAAAGGAAGUUGCUGCAGCUGCUGGGGUAACAGAUGGGGAAAAUGUUGAAUUAUUGGGUCUGGUUGUGCAAUUUCCACCUUUAAAAUACAGCUUAGUAUCUUAUGAUGCCCACCAACCAUGGAAUAGGGUGAGUUCAUGAAGUUGUAUCUGAUUGCAACAGGGUCUGCUAGGCGACUCUCUGCUGGUUAUGGCGGUCCGCAUGGUACUUGCAGAGGGAGAGAGAGAGCGAGGGAGGUGGAUCAUGAUUAGUGGACUUUAUGAAGGCUGAAUGAGAUGAAAUUGACCAAUUCAUGAAUUUAAGUGAACAACUUGCAGGAAUCAACAGUGAUCCAAUUGGAUUCAAGUGACAAAUUCAGUAACCAUCUUUCAUAUUUAACCCAAUGUUUUUGUUUGUUUUAUUUCUCUGGGAAUAUAAGGUUACAUGUUCAACAUGAGUAUGCCAAUGUUAUUUCAAUAAGAUUACAAGGCUAUCCCUGUACUUGUAAUGGUAAUAAUAUCACAUGUGUCUUAUAAUGUGCAUUUGCAUAUAUAAUAAGAAAAAUAAUAAUGAUUGUUAUCAUUUUAAUAA
Messenger RNA from Malania oleifera, 5061 nucleotides. RefSeq lists its product as uncharacterized. The record is from RefSeq and is a predicted model, not a curated record. Gene Ontology annotation, molecular function: histone binding. Gene Ontology annotation, cellular component: nucleus. Lineage: Eukaryota; Viridiplantae; Streptophyta; Magnoliopsida; Santalales; Ximeniaceae. Bases 67 to 3411 code for a protein of 1114 amino acids. The transcript has 13 exons. Gene Ontology annotation, biological process: positive regulation of transcription by RNA polymerase II; DNA damage checkpoint signaling.